Hevea brasiliensis (rubber tree) is the source of this 1113-nucleotide messenger RNA. Its product is annotated as probable leucine-rich repeat receptor-like protein kinase At1g35710. The transcript has 8 exons. Gene Ontology annotation, molecular function: RNA binding; protein binding. Bases 1 to 1113 code for a protein of 370 amino acids. The record is from RefSeq and is a predicted model, not a curated record. Lineage: Eukaryota; Viridiplantae; Streptophyta; Magnoliopsida; Malpighiales; Euphorbiaceae.
AUGGCAUCACCAUCCUCAAAAUGCCACCCAUUCCAAUCCAAGAACAAGCCCCUGCAAUUGGCUUGGAAUUUCUUCGCGAAUCUACUCUUUGGCACCAUCCCACUUGGAAUCAUUCAACUUUCCAAACUCGUUUAUCCUAAUUUGUCAUACAAUCUCUUGUCUGGGAGCAUCACUCCAGAGAUUGACCUUCUAACAAAUCUCAAUACCUUGCACCUUGCAGCAAAUAAGUUAAACGGCUCAAUUCCUCCAGAAAUAGGCCAUUUGGUUGAACUUUACAUAGAUUCCAACAGUCUAUCAAGUCCCAUCCCUUCCACUUUUGGGAAUUUGAAAUACCUAACUGUGUUGCAUAUGUUCCAAAAUAAACUUUCUGGUCCAAUUCCUCAGCAAAUCGGAAACCUGAAGUCUCUGAACAAGCUAAGCCUUUGGGGAAACUAUCUUUCUGGUCCAAUUCCAACAACACUAUGUGGUCUGACAAAUCUCACCCUUCUUCAUCUCUAUGAAAAUAAACUCUCUGGCCCAAUUCCUAAUGAGGUGGGAAACUUGAAGUUUAUUUCUGAUAUGGAGUUGAGUGAAAAUCAACUUAGUGGUCCUAUCUCAGCUUCCUUGGGCAACAAAAUAACGGGUACAAUUCCACCUGAAAUUGGAAAUGCAGCUCAGAUAAAAGGACUUGAUCUUUCUUCGAAUAAAAUAGCUGGGAGCAUCCCCAAGGACUUGGGGAAAUUAACUUCUUUGGUUAAGAUGGAGAAGUUAACUCACUUAUCGGGGUUGGACUUAAGCCGCAACUUUCUCAUAGGAAAGAUACCAUCACAAUUGAGUAGUUUAGAGAGCUUGGAGACGCUGAAUCUAUCCCACAAUAACCUGUCUGGUUCUAUUCGAGAUAGUUUCCAAGAUAUGCAAGCACGCAGUAAAGGGCGCGGGAACCAUCCACUGCUAAGGCCACUGGAAUUGUAUCACUACCAAAAGAUAAACUUUUCUUGGGGUUUUGCAUUUGUGAGGUUUAAAUACGAGGAUGAUGAGCGAAAGGCCGCGAAAAGGUUUGAUGGAAGAGUUGUUGAUGGAAGAGAGAUUAUAGUUCAGUUUGCAAAAUACGACCCUAAUGAUGAGCGAAUGUGA